AUGGGCCAUGCUAUGAGCACAUUUCAAGAGUUCAGCGCAGCCGCUCGGAAUAGAAAGGCUGUUCCCAUAUUCGUUGUGUCUCUUGAUGCAUUGGGAACCUUGUACGGGUUCCGAGAACCUAUUGUUGUUCAAUACCUCAAGGCUGCUCAUCAAUGUGGCUUGGAUACCAGAGCUAUCAAGCCAGAAGCUCUUCAGAAGUCCUUUAGAGCCACCUUCAAGCGUUAUAGCCAAGACUUCCCUAACUAUGGUAAAGGCAAGCUCAAUCAUCCAGAGGAAUGGUGGACAAGACUGCUUGGGGAGACCUUCACCGAUGUCACCAAGCAUCAGGCUAGCAUCCCAUCCAAGCUGGCACCAAUGCUUUACGAGCAAUUCUCCUCAAAGGAUGCAUACGAACUCUAUCCAGAUUCCGUUUCAUUCCUUCAAACCAUGCAUGCGUUGAAAGAUCAGUAUUCUGAUCCAGAUGGUCCAUUGCUAUGUGUUGGUGUCAUCACCAACUCAGAUCCUCGAGCUGAAUCAGUCCUCAAGUCUCUCGGUCUCCAGGUCGGGCCUUCAAAACCUGUUGCCAUACCGGCGCAGAUAUUGCCUAUGGGAGGUCAUAAAGCGAGACUAUUGCUUUCAAAGAGCAAAUACGACCGAGGCAAUGAUAUUGACUUCUUAGCCACAAGCUACGAUGCUGGGGUUGAGAAGCCUGCAAGUGGCAUUUGGGCAUAUGCUGAAGCGUUCACUCAGGGUAUCGCUUCAGUUCGAGCAGAGAAUUCUUUGGGGAUUCCUCUUCAUGGUCGUAGUGUUGAGCAGUCCACCGAUGACUAUAAGAACAUCCUGAUUGAAAGUCUCAGAGUCUCGGAUGGGAAAGUCAGCUGGAUACAUAUUGGGGAUGAUAUGACAAAGGAUUACGAGGGUGCACGACAAUACGGCCACCAUGCUUUGCACCUCGAUCGAGGGGACAAUAAAGGUCCAGCAAGAAGUACUAGAACAUGGAGCCCGAGUGAACACACGGUCUCGAGUCUGGAGGAAGCCGCAUUGAUUGUGAACGUGAUGGCUCAGGACCAUUUCAAGGCCAAUCCUGCCGCGAAGGUCAUGGCUUCAUGA
Exophiala bonariae is the source of this 1089-nucleotide messenger RNA. RefSeq lists its product as uncharacterized. Gene Ontology annotation, cellular component: nucleus. The record is from RefSeq and is a predicted model, not a curated record. The coding region runs from base 1 to 1089 and encodes 362 amino acids. The transcript has a single exon. Lineage: Eukaryota; Fungi; Ascomycota; Eurotiomycetes; Chaetothyriales; Herpotrichiellaceae.